Anopheles moucheti is the source of this 5882-nucleotide messenger RNA. It is a transcript of the gene sima, whose product is annotated as protein similar. Gene Ontology annotation, molecular function: protein dimerization activity; RNA polymerase II transcription regulatory region sequence-specific DNA binding; DNA-binding transcription factor activity, RNA polymerase II-specific. Bases 35 to 4621 code for a protein of 1528 amino acids. NCBI's taxonomy places the organism in Eukaryota, Metazoa, Arthropoda, Insecta, Diptera, Culicidae. The record is from RefSeq and is a predicted model, not a curated record. Gene Ontology annotation, biological process: regulation of transcription by RNA polymerase II; cellular response to hypoxia. The transcript is spliced from 12 exons.
GAAGAACCGUCUCUGGGUACUGUGGGUCAACAAGAUGACGAAAACAGCGCCGAAAGUAGCGGAGACGAACGGGACGGGCAAGGCAGGGAAGCCCGUCAAAGAGAAGCGAAGGAAUAAUGAAAAACGCAAGGAGAAAUCACGUGAUGCAGCGCGCUGUCGGCGUUCGCGCGAGACGGAGAUAUUCCAGGAUUUGGCCAGUUUGCUCCCGAUGCGUCCAGAGGAGGUUGAGCAUUUGGACAAAGCGUCCGUGAUGCGUUUAUCGAUUGCAUUCCUCAAGGCGCGCAACAUGCUGGAACUCUUUCCAGAUUUGCAAGCCGAAGGGAAAAUCAAAGUCAAGGAAGAUAACGACGUUUCAAUGGAUUCGAUGGAUGAGUUUAACCGCAAUGAAACUAAGCUGAGCCUGAAAACUCUUGGUCUGGAACCAGAAACAAUAGCGCUGCAAACCUUGGACGGGUUUUUGAUUAUUCUCUCGGCUGAUGGCGACGUAACGUACAUUUCGGAAAAUGUCAGCGAGCACCUUGGCAUUUCACAGAUCGAUAUCAUGGGUCAACCAAUCUGGGAUUACAGCCAUCAGUGCGACCACGCCGAGUUGCGGGAAGCUCUGAACGGGCGUCACCACUCGCCGUCGGAGCUUCUGAACGGUGUGGCGAACAGCGAUUGCCGCCCGAUGGAAAAUCGUGAUUUCUUCCUGCGGUUGAAGUGCACCCUGACAAGCCGCGGUCGCAGUGUCAAUAUCAAAAGCGCCUCGUACAAGGUGCUGCACGUAACCGGUCAUAUCGCGUGCACAGAUAAGGAGGGUCAGCGUCAGCUGGUAGCUAUCGCUCGUCCUCUUCCGCAUCCGGCAAACAUCGAGGUACCGCUUGGGUCGAGCACUUUUCUCACGCAACAUACGCUGAGCAUGAAGUUCAGCUACGUUGAUGACAUCAUGCUUUCGCUGCUUGGAUACCAGCCCUCGGACUUGCUCGGUAAAUCGUUGUACGAUUGCCACCAUGGCACGGAUGCAGAGCAUUUGAUGGCUACAUUCAAGCAUGUUAUCAGCAAGGGACAAAGUGAAACAUGCCGCUACCGUUUUCUGGCCAAGACCGGUGGCUAUGCUUGGGUCGUCACCCAAGCCACCGUCAUAUACGACAAGCAAAAACCGCACAGUGUUGUAUGCGUCAACUACGUCCUAAGUGGUGUGGAGAACAAAGAUGACAUUUUAUCGUGUGCACAACUGGAAGCACGCCAGCAACAACGUUUGUCAGACGAAACCGAACAGUGUGCCGAAAGCGGUAACAAUAGUGUCGUGUGUAGCAGCGACCAGUUGUCAGUUGCACAGCGUCCAGCAGCGAUUUCCCUGCCGUGCGUCGCCAGCGCUGGUCUAGAGCAAGUGAAAGCGGAAGAAACAAUACCAAUCCCAGUGCGUGCGUGCAUCGCUGACCCAGCGUACGUUGAACUUAUCGCCGCUAACAGUGCUGAACAAGCGGAACGCAUCGAGUCAGCCGGUGGAAAGGUGUUGUUGUGUGUGAAGAAGAACGAUUCGUCGGCGGCAGUGUCGAGUGAACCGGUGGUGCAGCGCUCUCGAAUCUUGCGCGAGCUGAACAGCAUCCCGACCGUGCCGAAACCAACAUCAAGCAGCCGUCCAGUGUCCGUUACGGCGUCAAUCUUUACCAGCCUUCCGGCUGGAGCGUGCGGUUCCGGGGCGGAAAAGUCACGUGCUUUUGCCAAACCAACGGUCAACAGUACGGUACCGUCGGCGAUCGCACCACCACCACUGCAGUCCGUUACGGCGAAGCUGUUCGUGACGCUUCCUCCGACAGCCGGUGGCGCUAAUACCGGUGGAGCCAGCGGUAGCAAACCUCAGCACGCCACCGAAAAAAUAUUCGCCCCACGGACGGAAGAUAUGAAUAAAGGAUUCUUGAUGUUCUCCGAGGAAGAGCCUGGAUUGACCAUGCUUAAAGAUGAACCGGAUGAUUUAACGCAUCUGGCACCGACGGCGGGUGACGCUUGCAUUCCGUUGGAAGAAUCUGGCACCUUCUUCAAUGAGAUGUUCGAGGAUUUCAUCAUACCGGACAGCUACACGCUGCUGCAGGACGAGCUGUGUUCGCUCGACUCGCAGGACACACGGCUGGAAGCGUCAUCGAUAGUGGUACAGUCCGGCACCAUCGGCAUCCCGGUAUCGGUCAGCGACAGUCUCACCAAUAGCCUCACCACCGUGGCCUCGUCACCGCUGGGCUGUACCACGUCCGGCACCGGUGACGGUGUGCCGUCGCUCGUGAUGCCCAGUUCCGGUGCCGGCGCAAAUGGCAGUCAAACCCACCAGCGCCACCAUUCGCCAAACUCCAACGCGUCGUCCUCGUCGUCACCGUCGUCCGUGUCGUCGUCACCCGUGCCAUCAUCACCGAGCCGAUCCCACAUUUCGUCCAAUCCCAACUCACCCGCCUCGGGUACGUCCGGGCUCGGUUCGUCCGCUUCCAGCACGGUUUCGUCCGGUGACGGCCGUCGGCAUUCGACCAUCGGCGGCACCAAUCAACAUAACGCCACCAGCAACGACCCCUUCAUCAAUUAUCGGGACGAGGUGAACGAAGUUAGUCCGUCGCCGCAUUUACUGUCGCCUGGCAUAUCGAAGAGUCCCGAGAGCAGCAGCCUACCGUCUCUGUGUAGCCCGAACGGUUCCCUGCCAGAAGAUGAACUUGCAUUUAUGAGCCUUAACAUGGACGAGCUCGAUCUGUCAAUGCGGGCCCCUUACAUCUCCAUGAGCGAGGUGGACGAUCUGCCGCUGCUCACCUCGGACGAUCUCCUAUGGGGUGUACCGGCAGCCACGAUCGAAGGCAACCAUUCUGGCACGUCCAUCAGUGCGUUCGGGCUUUCGGGGAAAUUCUUCAUCAAAGACGAAUUCAACGCACUUGGAACAUCACCGAACGGUUCGUCGGACAGCAGCUCCCUGGUAGAGCAACAGGAAACAUCGUCCGGCGCAUUGCAUACGACUUCACAGCACACCCUGGACAAAAAGCACAGUCUCCUCAUCAGCGGAGUAGUCGACACGGUACCGGCUUCAAAUUCCUCCCACGCCUCAAACACAAGCAACAGCUCCAUCGAACUACCCGCACACAACAGCAAUAAUGACAGUAAAUCAACGCUGACUACUGCACCCCCACCGUCAAUCGACUCUAGCCUGGCGGCCCUCCUAUGCGGUGGAAAUGUCAUCAGCAUACAAUCGGAAACGUCCAACGUGUCGCCACAAUCGCAGUCCGUCGGCAAUCAGAUGCUGAUAGCGCAUACAAAUGCCGGAAACCAGCAGGAACAGCAUCGCCACAACAACAACCAGCCACAACAACACCUCCACGAGCAGCAGCAGCUGCAGCUAAACAGCGCACAACAGCGACAAGAAACGGCACCAAAUGGGAAGCGCAUCAAGCUUUCGGAACAAAACCUCCUUCAACACUCCAUGGUUGUGCUGCCAGCAAACGUAAAACUAUGUGAAGCAUGGAAGUUCGACGAUUUGUUACAGCUGAACGGAACCGUUGCUACCAAUGCGAAAGGAACCACGCAACAAGGCAUCGUACCGCAGACAAACAUUAUCGCAUCGUUCGUCACUACCGCGACGAAAAAGUCCACCGGUACGGGCAGUGUGAAUGGAAACAAUAAGCGCACCCUAACCGGUGUUAGCGAAACUACCGGUGACGGAAACGGAAACAACUGCAAGCGUCUCAAAUCGUCCAAUGCGUCAGGAACGCCAUCGUCAGCGCCGCAGCUACUGCAGCAACUAAUGGCCCCCUCACCGGUACCACAAAAGCUAAAGUCCAAGUCGCGAUCAUCGCAGGAUGGUGCCUCGGGUGGACGCUGGCCAAACGGUCACGCGGGCAACAACGGUGGACUGCUGCAGGAACAGUCUGGCAAUUCGGUGCUGAUGAAUCUGCUCGUCAGUGGUUGCGAUCAAACCAUCCCCUUAACUCCACCGGAAGUUUUAAUCGAGAGCGCUAUGGAACUUUCCUCCGAUGGCAAUGCAAUGCAGUGUGACAACACGUCCGGUGACAUGCUUUUCAACCUUGGUGACGAGGACGACAGUGGCGUAUUGUUCAGCUCGAUCAAUCCACUGAUCGGUGGCCAAAGACCGCUGAACGAUCCGAUCGCGCGUCCACUCACGAUCCAGACGGAUUCCAUCCUUCCGGCUACGAACGGUAGUGGCGUACAGGGUAACGGUGCCCAGCGCUUCCGUGCCUCCGGGGAAUUAUUCAACACAUCUUCAGCUACCUCAAACCAGCCAGCGGCAGCAACAGGCGCAUCCACGAUGGACGAAUUUUCGAUGAUCGUUUCUCCCAGCUUGCUGACACCGACCGAUAUGGAAAUAUGGCGCGCCAUCCAGCAGGGUCAGCUCGAUCCGAAAAAGAUUCCAUCACCGUCCGUGUACGGUGCUGCGGCUGGCGGACACAUUCCGAAGUCGCUGACCAGCACACCGACCGCACACCUAUCGGCCGAGCUGCUCGGUGGCGAUUCUUCCGAGGUCAAUCUGCUUGCCGCACUGGGCGGUGAGCUGGACAGCUUGGACGGACUUGGAGCAACCCACGGUGGCCGUAUCGGUGCGUUCCGGACGAUUGCCGCAAACGAUGACGGUGGGCUACACCAGGGGAUGCUGAUUUGAUUACUGGAGACCCUUUAAGUUCGUUCGUUUGUAUCGGUGUUUUAAAGCAUUUCUUUCGUACGGUUUUCAGUUUUGCAUUCAUUAUUUUACCAUAAUUUCGUAAUCCAUGCAUACUUUUCAAAUGGGAAAUAUUUUUGAUUGUUUCUAUGUUUUGUUUCGUUUACAUAUUUAAGGAAAGUUAAGUGCAAGAGUGUUGUCAAUAUCUCAAAAAAGUGCGUUCUUAUCAGAUCGGGUGAAAAAAAUCGAUCGCUAAUUUGUGGAUUCUGCAAAUUGCUAAAAACAAAACAAAAAAACAAACUCAACUUCAACAAGGUUUCAGAGAAUGCAAAAUAGAGCUUACAGAAACGGCACAUAAUGAGUAUCCUAAUGAGUUGAUGCGUACAAAUAUAUUAGGACGAACGAAGGUGUUCGUUUUAUGUGUGUCUUCUGCUACAUCAAUGAAUUGGUUGAACUACCCAGUUGGUCAAUUUUCUAACCAUUUCUUUUGUUUGUUCGCUACCAUCCUCAUAAUGCCAGUAAACAAUGUAAUACGAAGAAAAGUACAAGAAUAGCUGAACGCUUCACGAAAUAAAUCCAACUAGCUCAGUAAGAAGAUUACGUUUUGUCGAUGGCAAUUAAUAUUUGCCACAAAGAUAGAACAAAUGUGACAUAUAAAUGUCGUGUAUUUGUAGCGACCUGCAAAGGAAAGGACAGACGACAGUGAACAAGAGUACAAUUUUAUAUCGAUGUAGUAAGAACUAUUGAAAUAGGAAACCCCCUUCAUGUAACGUGUAGUAGUUACCUCUAUGUCCAACUUCAACAACCUAACAUUUAGUGCCCCAGGAAGGACAUUUAAACAUUCAAAAACCUUGAAUUACUGACGUUUGUGCUUUUUUUGCAUUUCGUACAAACAUUUUCUACUGACUUACUCUAUACAAAUGCACAAAACCAAUUGUGCAAAAGAAACAAACAUUUAUUACAAAUACGAAACAACAACCUUGUGCGGCGGUUUAGCUAUAGACAGAGGAAGAAAGAGAGUAUGUAGUAGAUAAGAUGGUGGCAGACAAAAUAUGUUAGAUUAUUAUGUUAGCACGUGUUUGUCACAGGUUUCCGUACGCAAAUGUACUUCAAUUAUUCAUUCAAUUUUUUGCUCUACUCUUUAAAAUACGGAUGAACGAUCGGUCUAUAUGUAAAUGAUUUCUUUUCUAUCCAUAUGCACACCGCUACUAUUUGUUAAAUGGAACUAUUGCAAUGGUAUCAUAUGUAUUAGCACUAUUUAGAA